Messenger RNA from Camarhynchus parvulus, 5183 nucleotides. It is a transcript of the gene ABHD18, whose product is annotated as abhydrolase domain containing 18. The record is from RefSeq and is a predicted model, not a curated record. Bases 1331 to 2455 code for a protein of 374 amino acids. NCBI's taxonomy places the organism in Eukaryota, Metazoa, Chordata, Aves, Passeriformes, Thraupidae. The transcript is spliced from 10 exons.
AACCAAGAGGUAUUUCUGAAAUUAAUGCUGCAGGGAAAUAAUGGUCUGCAAGUAGUUCUAUUGUGCAGCUAAUUGAUUGCAAUGCAAACAAUCUGUAAAAUAAAUCUUAUUCAUGUGAUAGUUCAAUCUAUACAUUAAAAAAAUAUAUCCACUAGCAAAGUAUUACUUUUUUUUUAGUGUAGAAAUCAUAUUGCACAAAGCUGUGGGAUAUCCUGAAUUUUUUGAAUUAUUGAUUUGGGUUUUGCAAAUGAGGGGUAUGCUGGAAAUUUAGAAGAGUAGUUACUGCUUUAUAUAUAGCAGGAGAAACUGUUUAUAUGAAAACAUAUUAUGUUGUAUUUGAAGGAGCCUUUCCAGCUUUCCAUUUCCAUUGAAUACAAAAAUUUUGUAUAGCAAUAAAGUAGCAGACUGAUUCUAUUGUAGCCAGAGAAUCUGGUUCCUUUCUUACUUGGCAAACAAACUAAAAAAAAAUUUAAAUCUUACAGAAAGCUGGAGGCUCCCUAACAGUCCUGGUUUCACAUUAACACUUCUUUGCAGAUGAGGAGUGGGUUUGCAAAUGGAGCAUAAUUUCUGUUUGCUUUUAGUUUGGAGCUGAACUGUCAUGAUGGAUUUUUUUUCCCCAGACUUUGUUUGUUUCAUAACAUAAACAUAAAAGUUGAGUUUAAACAUAAACAUUGAGCUGAUACUGACAUUGGAAAUUUUGUCAGUAAUUCUGGUUUGUUUUUAUAUGUGUGCUUAAGCAUGUAACAUUAAGGAAUGUGAGAAAAGUGUUGAUUUAAGAAAUCAGUUCUGUUCUACCUCUACUGGUUAGAGAAAGAAACUAUCUGUUAACAUUAUCAAACUAAUUAGUGCCACACUGGACAAUGCAAUAUGAUUAUUGUUUCCUUAUCUCUGCUCUUUUGUGCUUUGUAGCCAAGUUAUGAUAAUUGUUAUUCUGGCCAGUAUUGUGACAGUUUGGAAAGCUGUACAAAUUUCCCUCAAGAUGGUAUGAAUGUAUUUCCUGAAGUGUAACACUCUUGUAGGUAACAGUGCUCCAUCUUGUGGGGAAAAUAGUGGUGGCUCAGAAGGGAUUUUUUUUUCAGUAGUUUAAACUGUAAAUAAGUAACAGCAGAAGAGAUUAAUUGAUUGAUGUUGAGUGUAUAGAAUAAUUUCGUGGUUUGUAUGCUGGGGUUUUGAUAUUUUUUUUUUAUUUAUUACUCAUCUUAAUCUUCAAUUUCAGCUGUUGUGCCUUCAGGAGAAAAGUAGCAAUGAUGCCUAGGAGAGCUGGACAUGCUUGUUUAGGCUGCUCUUUAUCUGAAGUUGCAUUUCUUCACUCUGCAAAGUUUAAAUUGUGAUGAUGAGAUUUCAGUUCAUCAUACCCAGAAGAUGGAAUGGCAAGCACAGACCUGUGUGCAUUCAUUUAGCAGGCACUGGAGACCAUCACUUCUGGAGGAGACGCACAUUAAUGGCACGGCCAAUGAUUAAAGAAGCCUGUAUGGCUUCCCUGCUGCUAGAAAAUCCUUACUAUGGCUGUAGAAAACCCAAGGAUCAAUUACGGUCAUGUUUAAAAAAUGUCUCGGACCUGUUUGUGAUGGGAGGAGCUCUAAUUCUAGAAUCGGCAGCUCUUUUGCACUGGCUAGAGAGAGAAGGCUAUGGACCCCUAGGGAUGACUGGAAUAUCCAUGGGAGGACAUAUGGCUUCACUGGCAGUGACAAACUGGCCUAAACCAUUGCCAUUGAUUCCAUGUCUUUCCUGGUCAACAGCCUCUGCAGUCUUCACUACGGGUGUGCUGAGUAAGGCAGUGAACUGGAGAGAGCUGGAGAAACAGUAUUUCACACAAGCUGUGUAUGAAGAAGAAAUCAUUCAAAUGCUUGAAUAUUGUGGAACGGAUUCUUUCAAGAUGGGACAAGACUUUGUGAAGAACUUCCCUGACAGUGUGGACAGUCUGGCAGACAUGGACAUGACUUCCAGAAUAUUCAGCUUUGAGUCUUUGAAUGACACAGUAUCUAAGGAAUCUGUUCCCAGCUUUGCCACAAAUAGAAGUGCUCUAAGUGCCUCCUCAGAAGGACUCUUAAUGCAGGAUGCUCCUAAAAUGCAGUGCAUAAAUCAAACCUUUUCCACCAGUAGCAGUAGCAAUAAAAACUUAACCAGCCCACAAGGACACAGGAUAAAUACAAGGAGGAGGAGUGACACUUUACAGAGAGAAUCCUUAAUGUUCAUGAAGGGAGUAAUGGAUGAAUGUACCCACGUAGCUAACUUCCCAGUUCCAGUUGACCCAAGUUUAAUCAUAGUGGUACAAGCCAAGGAGGAUGCGUACAUUCCUCGCACCGGCGUGCGCAGCCUCCAGGAGAUCUGGCCAGGCUGUGAAAUCAGGUAUCUGGAUGGAGGUCAUGUCAGUGCCUACCUCUUUAAACAAGGACUCUUCAGACAAGCGAUUUAUGAUGCAUUUGACCGCUUCCUCCAGAAAUACACCAUGUGAUCUUUCUAAUGCAUUCAGACUGAUCUCAUUUGUAAUUCAGCUUACUGGAACUCAUGUUUGGAAAACAAGCCUCUUGUAGUGUUGAGCAGAUGGUCACUCACUGUUGUAGGUAACAAUUACCAGAAGUGGUAAAGUACCAGCAUUGCUUUCAUUUCAACCCAGUGCCAUUCUGACGCAGCUGCUUCAGCGUUACCUGUGAAAAAACAACAGCAGCUCCUGUCAGUGCAUGAAUGGUUCAUGUACUCCAUGUCUAAUCAGAUGGUGUGUUCCUUCAAUUCUGAGUAAAUUCUGAAUCGUGUGCCAGUAGAAAACAGACCAAUCAAGUAUUGGAAGAAUGUAAAAUGUGCUGUGGGGCUAAGCUGCUCCCUUGUGUUUGGUGUAGUUUUGGUUUGUUCCAGAUACCUCGGUUAUCUCUCGCUUCCUCAUGGCCUUGCUGUUCCUAUUGUGUUGUACCGUGGCUUUGCCAGCACUCAGCCUCUUGUGUUUGUCACUGCUUUUCUCUUCAAUUAUGAAUUGAAAAUGAGCCUCAGCAGAAGGCUCAGCACCACAUCUUGGAAAGAGAGACUUUGACAAUCCAAGGAAAAGUGAGAGAGAGAUGGUUUCAUUCAAUACGUCUGUGAAGUUUUCCUGCCACUGAAUCAAACCGUGCCAUUACAGAAGGAUCAUGUAGCAAUUCAUCAACCAGCUUCACAAAACUGGAAUAAGUGAAAAUCAAGUGUCUGGUAAUUAAUUGUUUACAUUAAUUCAGUUGGAUAACAUAAGCUUUCAGGUUUAUUUUCUUUUUUUUUUGAUUGAUAGAUGAAAUAGAAAUAUUGUUUUACUUUCUAAGCACUGGCUGAUUCUAAGCGGUUAAAUUGACAGCAGAUUAUAUGGUGCUAUAAAGACCUGUUGGAAAUAUUUCAACAGAUGUCCUUUCUAAAGUGCACUCAGUGCUGAUAUGCAAAACACACUUGCACUGUAUAAUUUAAAAGAAACGUGAGACUAAAGGUUAUUGAAACAGGUUUGCUCCUUAUUUUUCAACACUUGUCUAAUUUAAUUGGAUGGAAAAUAAAGAAAUUUGGAUUUUGAACACAUUUAAGAAAAUCCAAAGUCUGUUGUUUCCUCUUUUGGGAUCAAAAAUGCCAACAAAUUACAGCAGAAUAAAAGGUUGUCAUGUACCAACUGUGUGGGUAUCUCUCCACAUCUUUUUUUUUUUUUUGUGGUAAUCUCCUAUAACAUUCUUUAAAAACCAAUCUGCAGAGAAGUUGAAAACUGAAACACUUCAGUAUUUAGUACAGUUACAACCAGGAUUAUUCUGAAACAAACAGAAAAAUCCAGCCAUUUUUCAGGAUGUGUGACUUCUGCACCUUUCCAAUCAAGCACUUUUCAUCUCCAUGGUUACUGUAAAGGUUUUUAGUAGGCAGAGUAUGGAGCAAACAAAGCUCAGUUUAUAUAUUCUUUUGGAUUUUAGUCAGGUAGACAGGACUAGUAACUGUGAAGAAAUCAUUGUUCAUUUGAAAAUCAGGUGUGCUCAGAUAAAACUGGAGAGAAACAAUUCUAAAUAACCCAAAUGAUGUAACAAAAAAAUUUACUGAAAAUGUAGAAGAGAUUCUAGUCUGCUGGAAGUUAAAUUGCUUUUUCAAAUGGUUCUUCAUUAUUUCUUUGGAGAGUGUUGAUUUUAUAUGUGGGGAACAAGUGUGAAGUGACGAGCACAUUUAAACACCAAAUAUUUGAAAUUUUGGGUUUGAAAUUAAAUAUUAGUAAGCUUACAAAUUUAAAAUUGAAGUCUUGACUAGUGUACUAAAAGAUUCACAGGGUUUACAAGCAUAUUCAUCAACUGAGAGUGCUUUACCAGAGCUCUGUCUGCUGUUCAGCAGCUUUUGGAGCUCUGACAUUUUAAAUGUAAUUGUGUGCUUUGUGUCCUGCUUCUGUUGCAGCUAUGAGAAAGGGAGAUAACUGAUGGCAAGGGAAAAGGCUUGAAUAAAUGCAAGAGAGAAAAGACAGAUUUUGUAAAGGCCAGGAGUAAGCACAAAAAAAAAUCAACUCUGCUACAAAGUAUAACAUGCCAAAGUCAAUAUUUUCAAAGCGCACAAUACUGGGAAUUACACAACUGAUGGGAACUCUGCAUCCUGAGGUUAGUGUCCCAGUGGUAUUACUAACAAGGUUUAACCUACCAAAAGUGCACAGGAGGAGGUUUAGGCUAAUGCCACUCCUGCUGUGAGAGUGUCUUUUGGGACAAAUGCUACUCCUGGUUCUGAGAGUGUCUUUGGGGACACACAGUGAAAGAUUGGUUUCUGACAAGAAUAAGGAAUUGCACUUUGCCCUCUAACUGAAGUCGUGUUGCCAAAUAUGAAAGCCCAGUAAGCAUUAUUUAAGAAAUUUCUCAGGUUAGAAUAAAAAAAAAAAAAAAAAAAAAAGGAAAAAUGAGCUCAGUGGUUUAUUUCUGCCACUUAUCAGACAUAGGAAGAUGGUCUGGGAAAGGGGGAAUCUUGCUGUGUACGUGUUUUUAACCCUUGGAAAAUUGACUUUUUAAAUCAUAUUUUAAGGUUAAAUCCUAAGAAAGUAUAAAUAAUCCAUUUUGAUGUUAAAUGAGAACAUGAUUUUAAUCCAAGAGUUGCAUGAGAGAAAUAUUGUAAUAAGGUUUCUUUUGUGUAGCAGGCAAACCAUUCUGUAUGUCUUAAAUUUAUUGUAAAACUGGCCUUGGUAAUUUUUUUGGUUUUAAAUUUUUUCAAUAAAAGUCCUAAAACCA